This is a messenger RNA of Lodderomyces jiufengensis, 1179 nucleotides long. RefSeq names its product galactose-responsive transcription factor (gene GAL4). Gene Ontology annotation, molecular function: DNA-binding transcription factor activity, RNA polymerase II-specific; zinc ion binding. Gene Ontology annotation, cellular component: nucleus. The transcript has a single exon. Gene Ontology annotation, biological process: regulation of DNA-templated transcription. NCBI's taxonomy places the organism in Eukaryota, Fungi, Ascomycota, Pichiomycetes, Serinales, Debaryomycetaceae. Bases 1 to 1179 code for a protein of 392 amino acids. The record is from RefSeq and is a predicted model, not a curated record.
AUGGAGUCACAAUUUGAUAAUCAAUUGAACAAAAUAACGGAACAACAAUCACAACCAUCGAAUAAUGAAUCAAAUACUACUACAACUUCCUCACCAAAUAUUGAACAAGCUUGUGAUUCAUGUAGAAAAAGAAAAUUAAAAUGUUCAAAAGAAUAUCCACGUUGUUCAAAAUGUAUUCAACAUAAUUGGAAUUGUUCAUAUAGUCCAAGAACUAUAAGAUCACCAUUAACAAGAGCUCAUUUAACAGAAGUUGAAAAUAAAUUAACAAAAUUGGAAGAAAUUAUGAAUUAUAUUUUACCAAAUCUGAUUAAUUUAGAUGAAAUAUUAAAUAAUAAUAAAAGAUUUGAAAAUUUUGAAAAUGAAUUAAAACCAAUUAAAGAGAAUCUAGAAAAAUUAAAUUUUAAAAACGAUAAUGAGGGGAGUGAAUUAAAUAUAACGAAAAAACAAGACGACCCAAAAAAAUUUCCAACACAACCACAAUCAUUAGUACAAUCACCAAUUGAAAAUGAAGAAGAUAUAUUUAGUUAUCCACCAUUACAACAAUCAAAAUCACAUCCAAUACAAUCAACAACUUCAAUAGAUCAACAACAAUAUAAUUUUUCAAAUGAUAAAUCUAAAAUCAAACAAGAAAUAAUAGAUAGUUUUUUAUUAAAUAAUAUACCAACUACAAAUCAUAAUAGUAAAGAUUUAUUUGAUUCUUUAAUAAGUGGUCAACAAAAUAAUAAUAAUUAUAAUAAUUACAAUAAUUUAAUAUCAAAUUCAUCAUCAACUUUUUUCCAAAAUUCAUUAAAUACAACAAAUGAAAAUUCAAUGUUAACAUCACCAUCUUCUAUAUUAAGUUUGAAUUCAUUACAUAAUGAAGUAAUGGCCGAUAAUCAUAAUCACAACCACCAAAGUCAUCAUCACCACCAUAACAAUCAUCCAAAUUUUGAAAUUGAACAAGAAAUAAAAGAAGAAGUAGAGGAUCAAGAAGUUCCAAAAUAUAAAAAGAUAAAAUUAGAUAAUAAUAAUAAUAGUAACAAUUUAAAUAAAGAGUCAUUAAAUAAUUGGAAUUUUACAAGUUUACUAAGUUUACAAAAUUUGAAUAAUAAAACUAGUUCCACAAAUUUAAAUGAUUUAAACUCAACUAAUUUUGAUUUAAUAUUUGAUGAUGUAUUGGAUGAACAAAUCAAUGUUUAA